AUGUCCGCCCUUAGAAUCCUCGUGCCCGUGAAGCGGGUCAUUGACUAUGCUGUCAAGCCCCGCGUCAACAAGGCCCAGACGGGCGUCGAAACGGCCGGCGUCAAGCACUCGAUGAACCCCUUUGACGAGCUCUCGGUCGAGGAGUCGGUCCGCAUCCGCGAGAAGAAGCGCGCGCCCGGCGGUGUCGAGGAUAUCACUGUCAUCUCGGCGGGCCCCCCCAAGGCUGUCGAUGUGCUGCGGACCGCCAUGGCCAUGGGCGCCGACCGCGCGAUCCACGUCGAGACCAAGGAGGGCGACGACCUCGAGCCGCUGAGCGUGGCGAAGCUGCUGCGCAAGGCCGCCGAGGAGCACAAGAGCAACCUCGUCAUCCUCGGCAAGCAGAGCAUCGACGACGACGCGAACCAGACGGGCCAGAUGCUGGCCGGCCUUUUGGGCUGGUCGCAGGCGACGUCGGCGAGCGUCGUCGAGUUUGGCGAGGGGGACAGCGUCAGCGUCACGCGCGAAGUUGACGGCGGCGUCGAGACGGUCAAGGGAAAGCUGCCGAUGGUCAUCACGACGGACCUGAGACUCAACGAGCCGCGGUACGCGAGUCUGCCGAAUAUCAUGAAGGCCAAGAAGAAGCCGCUCGAGAAGAAGAAGCUGGCCGACUACGGCAUUGGAGUCGAGAAGCGGUUGAAGGUGCUGAAGGUUACCGAGCCUCCCGUGCGCCAGGGCGGUGGCAAGGUCGAGGACGUCGACGGCCUCGUUGCGAAGCUCAAGGAGCUCGGUGCCUUGUAA
Colletotrichum spaethianum is the source of this 777-nucleotide messenger RNA. RefSeq names its product electron transfer flavoprotein subunit beta. The record is from RefSeq and is a predicted model, not a curated record. Gene Ontology annotation, molecular function: electron transfer activity. The transcript is spliced from 3 exons. The coding region runs from base 1 to 777 and encodes 258 amino acids. NCBI's taxonomy places the organism in Eukaryota, Fungi, Ascomycota, Sordariomycetes, Glomerellales, Glomerellaceae. Gene Ontology annotation, cellular component: cytosol.